Molecule: messenger RNA, 4862 nt
Organism: Sorex araneus (European shrew)
Lineage: Eukaryota; Metazoa; Chordata; Mammalia; Eulipotyphla; Soricidae
Gene: TMEM229B
Product: transmembrane protein 229B
Exons: 4
Coding region: 1135-1851 (238 amino acids)
Source: RefSeq, a predicted model, not a curated record
AGGUCUUGGGCGCGGGGACCAACGAACGACCCUCCUGGAGUUGGAGACUUGGGACUUCCCUCUCGGGGACGGAGCCCUGCCCAGACGGCUCUGCCGGCUUCCCCUCCGAGGGCCUGGGAACAAAAAGCGGGUGUGUGUGUGAGGGGGGGGGGUGUCUGCACCCUUAGGCUAUCCUCCGCUCCCGGAGCUGUGCCAGGGGCCGUGCCCGCGUCCCCAGCCCCGUCUCCUGGCUCCCGGAUCGCGCUCCUGGAGGGGUGCUGCUGCAAGGCCGGCGGGGACCGUUACAAACCCCGCUCCAGGCAAGGGCAGGGAGCCGGCGCCUCUAUCCCAGGCCACUUCCUUCCCCUCUUUCUGUGCCCAGUCAAACUGACCCCCUUCCUUUCCUCCCGGGACCUGGUCUCCGCCUGGCUCCGCGCUUUCCGGGGGUAUUUAUUUGGUUGCCUCAGGUACAGGACUUGCGGCGGGCAGGUUGUUCUCUGCCGCCUCUCACCCUCCCAGGAGAACAGGAGCUCCGGGAGCGCCAGCCAGGGUAACCUUGGGGGUUCUGCUCACGAAUUCUCCUGUGUUCUCAGCACCCUAGUGGUAACGCGGUGGGAUUUCUGGCUUCAGACUUGGGUCAUGGGGAGCUGUAAUCAGGGAGGGGCGGGGGAGGGCGUCCACAGGAGGGACGGUUGAUGCCCUGGGAGUGAUGGAUCUCUCUAGGAGUCCUGGUCCUCGGACCCCCGACGACCUUGCCUUCAGCCCCAAGCUGGCUUACACAUAGCCCCCUGGCUUUCCUUCUGUGGCAGGGCUGAGGUGGCUUCCCCACGCACCCUCCACCCCACUGUGAAGGACAGCUCUUUGCGAGUUGGGCACUCCCCCCGCCCCCCCCCCCCCACACUUGAUUGCAAAGCAGAGCUACAUUGGUUUGCCUGUGGAUGGAAAGCCUUGCUGGAGGAGAUGAGGGUCCUGCCUGCCCUGGGAAUUUACUUGUGAUACCAGCGGUUGAGGGACACGCAGAAGCAGCCCGCCUGCUAACCUGGGAUCAGUUGAGCCCUGGAGCUGAUCCUUGCCCACAGCACUGAGAAUGGCUCCGAGGCACAGCCAGGCACCCAGACGGAGGUUAACCAGGGACACGCCGGGACUGUGACCCUGAUGUCUAUUCAGAGCUGCGCACUCCAGGGUGUGACAACUGUGCCGCGUGCUCCUGCGCGGCCUUCCAACCCGAAUCUGCCUUCCUGGGCCUGCUGUCUUUGUGUCGUGAAACUCAGGAGGGUUGUGCUGGUCACCAGGACAAAGAGGCCGCGUGCAGGGCGCUGCUGGUUCUUCCCGAUCCCAGGGCACAGCAAGGAGCAGCCAGCCCGCGCCAUGGCCUCGGCCGAGCCCCUGACCGCCCUGUCCCGCUGGUACCUGUACGCCAUCCACGGCUACUUCUGCGAGGUGAUGUUCACGGCCGCCUGGGAGUUCGUGGUGAACUUGAACUGGAAGUUCCCCGGGGUGACGAGCGUGUGGGCGCUCUUCAUCUACGGCACGUCCAUCCUCAUCGUGGAGCGCAUGUACCUGCGCCUGCGCGGCCGCUGCCCGCUGCUGCUGCGCUGCCUCAUCUACACGCUCUGGACCUACCUGUGGGAGUUCACCACCGGCUUCAUCCUGCGCCAGUUCAACGCCUGCCCCUGGGACUACUCCCAGUUCGACUUCGACUUCAUGGGGCUCAUCACCCUGGAGUACGCCGUGCCCUGGUUCUGCGGGGCGCUCAUCAUGGAGCAGUUCAUCAUCCGCAACACCCUCCGUCUCCGCUUCGACAAGGACGCUGAGCCCGGGGAGCCGGGCGGCGCGCUGGCCCUGGCCAACGGCCACGUCAAGACUGACUGAGCGGGUGGGGGAGGGCGGUGGGGCCGGAGUUUUCCCCCACCCCGGACCCCGUGGGCCAAGGUACCAAGCUGGUGGCGCUGCCUCUUCUGUACAGCACAAGCCCUGCCUAGCCUCUCUGCCCAGUAGAAUCCACGCGGCUCCCCGCGGCCUCACCGAGCCAGCGAGCGCGGGAUUGGGGGGGGCAUGGGUCAGCUGCCGUGUGGGGAGGGGGGGCAGUGCGGAGGGAUUGUGGGGAAGGGGGUGGAUGGGUGCGCCCGGGGGCCCAGGUCCUGUGGUGAUGAAAGGACUCCCAGGCGGGGCAGAAGGACGGGGCUGCAGAGCUGCUGCUGCUGCCCAGCCCACCCUCUCCCCUCUUAUCUGGUUCAGCUGGGCUUUGGCUGGCUCCAUUAGGCAAUAUUCAGGUGCUUGCUUGCAACCAAUACCUCCCCAGGGGCCUGCUGAGCUGCAGCCUAAGGAGAGAGGGGGCAGCCAGGAAGCGGCUUGGCUCUGGCGUGGGCUGGAAGGGCUGGACUCCUUCCCCUGGCCUCUCUCCCCAUUCCCCGGGGCCCCGAGCUAGCUGCUCCCUUGGCCUGCUGGGCCCCCCAUCCCUGCCCCCUGGUGCUGGUUUCCCACCAAUCUUAGGCUUUUGGAGGUUUUCACCCCUGUGUAUACUGUGGUGUACCCCACCCCCCACCCCUCACCCCUGCUCUUUUCUCUCUUAUUUUUCAAGGCCUUUACAACUAGCGGCCCCUUCAUCCAUGUCACACACCUUCCCACUCUGGUCCUCAUGCCCAGCUCCCAGCCAGCACAGCAGCUGCCAGAGGUAGAAGCCUGAGGCACGCAGCGCCCCCCCCCCCAAAAAAAAUCUGCGGCCUUCUUGCAGCUUUCCCUCCACUGUUUCUGGGGUUCUGGGGACAGGAAGCUCCCCGCCAUCCCUCCCACUCCACUGCUGGGCAAUGGAGGUGUCCCAGGUGCUCUUCUCCAUGUUCCCUCCCCACAGUGGCCCAGCUGGUGGCCCCUGACAAGGCUAUGUUCAAGCCCCCUGGGGCCCUCUGGAUCCACAAUGGGGACCUAGCAUCAGAUCCCUUCUGGGGAGGAGGAGGGUGGGGAGGCACCCGCUUAGUUGGUUUUCUGGCCAAAUAAGGGGCAGUGCAACCUUCGAAAGGAUGGAGCCCCAUAGAGAAUGACUGAGGAAGCCUCAGUUUUGGGAGGGUCUCUGGAACAUCCCGAGUGGCAAGGUUCUUGGUUUUGCUCUAGCCCCAGCCCUGCAGCAAAACCUCCUCAGGGUUAAUCCCUCCCCAGUAUCCCCAGCCCCCUGGCAAGGCUGAUCCUCUGGGCGCAUCUUCAACAGUAUUAACCCUGCCAUGUUCAUGGACAUUGUCAUGUUGGCUACCCUUUCCCCAUGACAGGCUUAUUGCUGGCAGUGGACAGCGGGGACCCUCACUCCGGCCCCCCAUCUUCUCCUUCCGUGCCCUCCUUAGGGCAAGGUUCCUCAGAAGGGAGCCAGCCCUGGCUCCUCGUCUCUUUGGACCACACUAGGACUUCUAGGUAGCAUUUAGUCUUCCCCUUUGUGUCAGUCUUUCAAAUGUGAAGAUGCCACCUGAGGAGACAGUCUCCUCUUUCUGCUGUGCUGCUCCACCUAGACCCACGCAGGGGAAAUCAGUCAAGACCCAGGCGGGCUGCGUGCCAAACGGGAGAAGGGCUGGGGGAGUCUGUCUUUGGCAGGGGGUCUCCAUGGCUGUCCCUGUCCUGAUUCGGAUGAAUAAGGACACCGCAGGAGCCAGUCUUUCCUUUCUUGACUAUUAUUGUGACUCCAAUUCCAGGACCUUGGGGAUUCCCGAGAUUAGGGCUUCCUAAUCCCAGGGGGAUCAGAUUGCGUCCUCUCUCUUAGUGGUGGGCAGUCCAGAGGGAGAAUAUUUUCCAGCUUCCUGAUUCCCUCUUGGGGGAAUUGUUCCUUGUUCUCUCCCCCGAGUCAAUGCUAACUCCAGGUCAUGGGUCGUUUCCCAGGAGACCUCUCGAACACCCUUUGCUCUCCCUUUUCAUGACUGGUUCUGUGGGUCCGCUUGCCACUGUGCCCAGCAUAUGAGGCCUCCAAGCUGAUUCUCAGCAGAGCCUGCCCUUCGGUGCCCUUCGGGUCUGGCUGCACACGCUGGCACCCUCGUCUCCCUGGGCCCUCUUGAUUCCCAAGUGCGGGCAGUGCUGGAGCAAACCUGCCCCACGGAGAACAUGCAGAACGUGUUUCUGCUUCGUCCAGGAGCCUGGUAGCUCCAGGGUGUAGAGCCCCCGAGGAAGGGGAGAUGAUGACCCAGGGUUGGAACACGGGAUCCUCAGCCUCAGAGCUCCCUGGGGUAGCCCAGACUUCAGACUUUUGGGGGCUAGCUUCAGGGUCACCAUCCCUCCAUGUCCCCUGCCGAGCAGGGGGCAGUGCUGGUGGGGAGAGUUGCUCCCCGUUGAUGAACCAACAGCCUCUCCACCGCACACGGCAGCAGCUCUGCGAUCCGGAAGGCCGAGUGCUGCCCUGCAUGGUCCAUUAGCUUCCGAUGUCUGCUAGUCACCCCUCCCACGUGGCCUGUCCCUCUGAUGGCAGAGAGCCACAGUGGCCUAUGCUUCUUCACAGCAAUAAUACUUAGGGAGUACCCUCAAGUCCUUUUGUCCUGGUUCUUCACUCUGGGCUUCCUGGGAGGGGGCGGGGUGGCAGUGCCGAGUGGAAGCCAUGAAGAGAACCUGUUUUCCUGCAGCUCUGGGCUGCACCGUGGCCGCUGUAGGGGAAGCAGAGAGGAGAGAAGCUUGGCUCUGGGCCAAGGCAGGAGAGGCUCCUCCGGGCAGAGGCUGCCCCCAGACCCAGAGGCACUGUGGACCGGGGUCCCGUCUUUGAAGUGGGUGGCUGUCUUGAGACUGUGGCAGCUUGUGGGGGGGUGGGGGUGCAACACCACAGCGGGGGUGUGCGCCAUUGCCUGCUCUGUCUCCGUUGAUCUCUGUCUCUUCCUUUUCACAUUUGUGCACAUAAAAUAUACUGUGUUUGUGUUCCAGGA